Molecule: messenger RNA, 927 nt
Organism: Artibeus jamaicensis (Jamaican fruit-eating bat)
Lineage: Eukaryota; Metazoa; Chordata; Mammalia; Chiroptera; Phyllostomidae
Product: olfactory receptor 4N5
Exons: 1
Coding region: 1-927 (308 amino acids)
Biological process (GO): G protein-coupled receptor signaling pathway
Cellular component (GO): membrane
Molecular function (GO): olfactory receptor activity; G protein-coupled receptor activity
Source: RefSeq, a predicted model, not a curated record
AUGGAGAGCAAAAACAGCACAGUGGUGACAGAAUUCAUCCUCCUUGGUCUGACACAGUCCCAAGAUGCUCAACUCCUGGUCUUUGUGCUAGUUUUAAUUUUCUACCUCAUCAUCCUCCCUGGGAAUCUCCUCAUCAUUCUCACCAUAAGAUCAGACCCUGGCCUCUCAGCACCUCUCUACUUCUUUCUGGGACACUUGGCCUUCUUUGAUGUAUCCUACUCCUUCAUUGUGGCUCCCAGGAUGCUGGCAGACUUACUCUCUGAGAAGAACGUAAUCUCUUACAAUGGCUGCAUCACUCAGCUCUUUUUCUUGCACUUCCUUGGAGCAGGGGAAAUGUUCCUUCUUGUUGUGAUGGCUUUUGACCGCUACAUCGCCAUCUGCCGUCCUUUACACUAUUCAACUGUCAUGAACCCUAGAACCUGCUACACCUUGCUGUUGGCUCUGUGGCUUGGGGGCUUUACUCAUUCUAUUGUACAAGUGGCCCUUAUUCUCCACUUGCCCUUCUGUGGUCCAAACCAACUGGAUAACUUCUUCUGUGAUGUGCCACAGAUCAUCAAGCUGGCCUGCACAGACACCUUUGUGGUGGAGCUCCUGAUGGUCUCCAACAGUGGCCUGCUCACCCUCCUGUGCUUCCUGGGGCUUCUAGCAUCCUAUGCAGUGAUCUUAUGGCAGGUACAGGGACAGUCCUCUAAAGGGAAGAACAAGGCUCUUUCCACGUGCACCACACACAUUAUUAUUGUGUUUCUCAUGUUCGGACCUGCCAUCUUCAUCUACACUCGCCCCUUCAGAGCUUUCCCCGCUGACAAAAUAGUUUCUUUCUUUCACACAGUGAUUUUUCCUUUGAUGAAUCCUGUGAUUUAUACCUUUCGCAACCAGGAAGUGAAAGCAUCCAUGAGGAGGUUAUUGAGUCAGCAUACAGUUUUUUGA